CCGCCUUGACGGCUCCUGGCUUUCCCAGAGGUGGUGGUCGGGAGUGGUCAGAAGCCCUUUCCCCCCUCUCCGCGACCCCUCGGCAAAGAUGCGCCCUCAGCAGCUUCUGCCGCGGCUGCUGCUCGUCGUCUCCGCGGCUUGCCUCGGCCUGGUCGGCGGUCUCUUCCUCUUCGGCGAGCCCGACUUCUCCUACAAGCGCUCCAACUGCAAGCCCAUCCCGGCCUCCCUCUUGCUGUGCCGGGGCAUCGAGUACCCGGACAUGAGGCUGCCCAACCUGCUGGGCCACGAGACCCUGCAGGAGGUGCUGGACCAGGCGGGCGCCUGGAUCCCGCUGGUGCAGAAGCGCUGCCACCCGGACACGCGCAAGUUCCUCUGCUCCCUCUUCGCGCCCGUCUGCCUCGCCGACCUGGACGAGACCAUCGAGCCCUGCCACUCGCUCUGCGAGCAGGUGAAGAACAGCUGCGCCCCGGUGAUGUCCGCCUUCGGCUUCCCUUGGCCGGACAUGCUGGACUGCAGCCGCUUCCCCCAGGACAACGACCUGUGCAUCCCCCUGGCCAGCAGCGACCACGUCCCCCCCACUCCCAGGGAAGUGCCAAAAGUUUGUGAUGCCUGCAAAACCAAGAAUGAAGAUGACAAUGAAAUCGUAGAAAAUCUUUGCAAAAAUGACUUUGCUCUGAAGAUAAAAGUGAAGGAGAUCGCCUACAUCAAUGGAGACACCAAGAUCACGCCAGAAACAAAGAGCAAAACCAUCUACAAGCUGAACGGGGUGACGGAAAGGGACCUGAAGAAGACCGUGCUUUGGCUCAGAGGUGGCCUUCAGUGUACCUGCGACGAGAUGAACGAUAUCAACGCACCGUAUUUGGUCAUGGGACAGAGGUUGGCUGGAGAGUUGGUGAUCACCUCUGUCAAACGAUGGCAAAAAGGCCAGCGAGCCUUCAAGAGGUUUUCUCGCAGCAUACGCAAGCUGCAGUGCUAAUUGCUUGGAGUUUCUGUUCAUGUUUAGUUGCCACACCUUAAGUUCUUUCGCAUCUUCCUACCGCAGCCAUAAAUGGCCCGGUAGCAUGGAAGAGCCACUUCUUUUAAGAAGAAAAGAGAUUCCCCCCCUUCUAAUUGUGUACAUAUAAUAAACUAUAAUUACCCAAAUCACGAUUUUUCUUCUGUAAAAUUGUUUCCAAAAUGUAUUGUUUAGAGUUGCGCAAAAUGUAAUUCUUUUAAUUUUAAUUUUAAUCAUAUUCAUACGACAUUCUGUCUGGCUAACCUUUCUGUGUAGGUUAUGCGUCCAUUUGAGCUUUGCAGUCGACUUUUUCGGUUUGGUUUCGUUCCAAGUAAAAACAAAUGUGGGAGCCCCACAGUGCAGGAGAUAACAGUAUCUCAAUUUUUAUGGAAGCGGGAGUUGUUUUGCAACUUGGCAUUGAAAAGACAAACUUUAUUUUAAAGGCUUUGCUCUUACAGAAAUUAUGACUCAAAGACGGGCCAAAUAAAACCAAAGAAUGUCUUGAGAGUUUCUUUCCCCAACUCCUCUGCAGAAUUAUGCAUGCUUAAGGCCUCUAAUGUCUAUGAGUGGAUGUGCAUUAAGCUGCAAUGUCAUGCAUGCUUCUGUGGGAAAGUGCACUGCACUUUAUGGGAUUGGCAUCUGUCAACAUACAUUGCAUUGGAAGCUUGCUAUAGAUUAUAGCCAUUACAAUAUCUCUAUUUACCUUUGAAUAUUGGGCCUAAUUUUAUCUUAUCAGGAAUGUGUCAUCUAGCUUUAUUCAUUACAGAGAAAUUAUCCAUGCACAUGUGCUACUUCAGCAAGAACAACUUCAAUAAGUGUGUAUUAAUCAUUUACGCACAGUAUUUUAUACAAAGCUUAAUACUAUUUUAAAUUGAAGUACUUUGAUGUUUCACAAAUUAAAGGUUUCUGUAGCCUAACUGUAAAGUAAGUAGUGGUUAUUUGGAAAAAAAAGUUGUAAAAUAUUACUUUAACAACCCUUGUAAAUAAUCCAGAUAAACCUUAUAUUCUUGUAUAUAAACUUUACAUCAUAGUUUACACUUUGUUGUGUUUUUGUCUUAGGUUUUGUGAAAGCAUCUCUGAAAUCCAUAAGAUCCAUUUUUAUUGUAUCUUUUUUUAAGUCUUUGUAAUGAAAGACAUAGGAGAAAUUCACUUCCUCUUGGGUUAAUUAGUUAAUUAUUUUUAGUGCAACUCCAAAGUUGAACUUAACCAGGCCUUUUUAACAGUCAUUCACAUAAUAUAUAGUUUAUUGCUAGUUAGGCACCAAUGAAUUUUUGAUGUAUAUUAAACUAUUAUGCUAUAAUUUAAACAAUGAUUGAUGAUUAAUGUGCUUCAAUAAAAUACUGCAUCAUCUAAUAAUCAUGAAGAGACUGGAGAUCCACUUGUGAAAAAUGGUACAAGAUCCCUUCCAAUUCUAUUAUUCUGUAUUCUGUAAUAGCAUAUUUCACCCAAAUAUGAAUGUUAGUUCCUGUAAUACUGGAUCCCGCAUAAAAGAAUAA
Notechis scutatus (mainland tiger snake) is the source of this 2490-nucleotide messenger RNA. It is a transcript of the gene SFRP2, whose product is annotated as secreted frizzled related protein 2. The record is from RefSeq and is a predicted model, not a curated record. Gene Ontology annotation, molecular function: Wnt-protein binding. NCBI's taxonomy places the organism in Eukaryota, Metazoa, Chordata, Lepidosauria, Squamata, Elapidae. Gene Ontology annotation, biological process: non-canonical Wnt signaling pathway; canonical Wnt signaling pathway.